This is a messenger RNA of Leguminivora glycinivorella, 811 nucleotides long. RefSeq names its product band 7 protein AGAP004871. The record is from RefSeq and is a predicted model, not a curated record. NCBI's taxonomy places the organism in Eukaryota, Metazoa, Arthropoda, Insecta, Lepidoptera, Tortricidae. Gene Ontology annotation, cellular component: plasma membrane. The transcript is spliced from 7 exons. The coding region runs from base 67 to 765 and encodes 232 amino acids.
GACAACGAUUCAGAGAGCAAGACAUGUGGCAAAAUCCUCGUCGUACUGUCAUGGGUCCUGGUGGUAAUGACCAUGCCUAUAUCUCUCCUCAUCUGCUUCAAGGUGGUGCAGGAGUACGAGCGGGCCGUGAUCUUUCGCCUCGGCCGGCUGCUCUCUGGGGGGGCGAAGGGGCCGGGCAUAUUCUUCAUUUUGCCCUGUAUCGAUACGUACGCCCGGGUGGACCUCCGGACGCGAACUUACGACAUCCCCCCGCAGGAGGUGUUAACUAAGGACUCGGUGACAGUAUCCGUGGAUGCGGUGGUUUACUACCGUGUACACAACGCCACCAUCUCCAUAGCUAACGUUGAGAACGCCCACCACUCCACACGCCUCUUAGCGCAGACGACUCUCCGCAACACAAUGGGCACGCGGCCGCUGCACGAGAUCCUCAGCGAGCGCGAGACUAUAUCCGGCAACAUGCAAAUCUCGCUGGACGAGGCCACGGAGGCCUGGGGCAUCAAGGUCGAACGGGUUGAGAUCAAGGACGUCCGCCUGCCCGUGCAGCUGCAGCGCGCCAUGGCUGCCGAGGCUGAGGCCGCUCGCGAGGCCCGCGCCAAGGUCAUCGCGGCCGAGGGCGAGCAGAAGGCCUCGCGGGCGCUGCGAGAAGCCUCUGAGGUCAUCGGAGAUAGUCCGGCUGCCCUGCAACUUCGGUAUCUGCAGACAUUAAACACAAUAUCGGCGGAAAAGAACUCAACUAUCGUUUUCCUCUUCCGAUCGAUCUCUUAACGUAUUUCAUAAAGGCAAAGGAGGAACCUAUGUAAUGACACUUUAG